GGUCCCCGGCGUGUCCACAUGUUCGUGUUUUCUGAGGUAUUUACCUGUUUUAAAUAGCUUUUUAAGCUGUAAUUUGCACCUGUAGGUGGUUUUAAAUCACCUGUAGUUCAUUACAAGGCUUGUUAUCUAAUCCACAUUUGAAAGAAGUGUAGUUUAAUGUGCAGAAAUGAAGGGUAAAUGGAAGCAAAACACCAACAAGAAGAAGGGGAAUGAAGUGUUGGAGAAGUGCCUGGUGGCAGUGGAUGAGUUUAUUAAAAAGAAUGCAGGGGAAGAAGAUGGAGCGAAUGACCAUGGCUUGAGAUUUGUGAAAAAGAAAAGCAGGAAAGAUCUGCGUAAAGAGACGAGAAAGUUUAAAAAAGCCAAAAUGAAAAACUACUACGAGGGGAACAAGACCCUCAUCGAACCCCCCAAUGAAGAGCUAGAGAAACACACGAAGAAGAAGAGGAAGAAGAAGAAGAAGAAACCUAAAGUAAACGAUGAAGAAGUGUCAACAAGUGAAGCUACAGAGCAACCAAACAAAUCUAAGAAACCUUCAAAGAAAGUCAACAAGCUUCAGGAGUCCAGAAAAAUAGCUCUUUUGGAGGCGAACGAACAGGAAGACAGAGAGAUCAAGAAACUGGAGAAAUGCCUGGGGUUAAACAAGAGGAAGAACAAGAAGAGUCUUCCUCAGUCCUUCGUCACCGAUGGUCUGGACUACAUCCUGGGAAUAUUGGACUCUGGAUCCAACGCUGAUGGGAUGUACGACGAAGACGAGGACAUGGAAAUGGCGAAGAACAAUUUUGAAAAGCUUGAACAAAGUGACUCUGAUGAGGAGGGAAAAGAUGGAGAUGAGGAGGAGGAAGAGGGAAAAGAUGGAGAUGAGGAGGAGGAGGAGGAGGGAGAAGAUGGAGAGGAGGAGGGAGAAGAUGGAGAUGAGGAGGCAGAAGAGAGUGAUGAAGAUAUGGGAUCAAUAGAGGAUGAAAGUGAGGAGGAGGAAGAGGAUGAAGUGGUUGAGGAAGAGGAGGAAAUGGAGGAAGAAGCAGCUGACGAUGAAGAUGAAGCAGAGGAAGACGAAGCAGUCACUCCUGAAGCAAAGACGCCUGAAAUCGUGACUUCAGGUAAAUACGUCCCGCCUCACCUGAGGAACGCUGGAGACGACAAACGCCGAGCAGAGCUGGAGAAACUGAAGAGGAACGUGAAAGGACUCGUGAACAGGCUGAGUGAGCCCAACAUGGCGUGGAUCAGCGGGCAGCUGGAGGAGCUGUACAUGAGCAGCAGCAGGAAGGAUAUGACCGACAUGCUGACGGAGGUCCUGCUGUCCGCCUGCGUCUCCUCCGCUCUGAUGCCCGACCGCCUGCUGAUGGAGCACGUGCUGCUGAUCAGCAUCCUGCACCACGCCGUCGGCCUGGAGGUCGGAGCUCACUUCCUGGAGACGGUUGUUCGACAGUUUGACGAAGUGUACAAGAACCCUUCGGAAACCAAGGAGUGCGACAACCUGAUCUCCAUCAUCUGCCACCUGUACAACUUCCAGGUGGUUCACUCGGUGCUCGUUUUCGACAUCCUCAAACACCUGGUGGGAGACUUCAGGGAGAAGGACAUCGAGCUGGUUCUUCUCGUGCUGAGGAACGUCGGCUUCGCUCUGAGGAAAGACGACGCUCUGGCCCUCAAAGAGCUCAUCUGUGAGGGACAGAGAAAAGCUGUAGAUGUGGGGACGAAGUUCCAGGAUCAGACCAGGGUGCGCUUCAUGCUGGAGACCAUGCUCGCUCUGAAGAACAACGACAUGAGGAAAAUCCCCGGCUACGAUCCUGAACCCAUGGAGAAACUGAGGAAGCUGCAGAGGACUCUGGUGCAGCGUCGAGCAGGAGGCAGUGACAUGAAGCUGAGGGUCUCUCUGGAUAAUCUCCUGGCAGCAGAUCAGAUCGGGCGAUGGUGGAUCGUCGGGUCCUCGUGGAGCGGAGCGCCGAUGAUCGGAGAGCAAAACGCCUCCAAAGAGAGUGAAGGAAAGUUCAGCGCUAAAGUCUUGGAUCUGGCGAGGAAACAGAGGAUGAACACUGAAGUCAGGAGGAACAUCUUCUGUGUGGUGAUGACCAGCGAGGACUUCAUGGAUGCUUUUGAGAAACUGAUCAGGAUGGGUCUGAAGGACAAGCAGGAGAGAGAGAUCGUUAACGUGCUGAUGGACUGCUGUCUGCAGGAGAAAACAUUCAACGGUUAUUACGCCGUGCUGGGAGAGAAAUUCUGCUCUCACGACCGACGCUUCCAGAUGACGUUCCAGUUCAGCCUGUGGGAUAAGUUCAGAGAUCUGUCCAGUCUCCCCAGCAGCACUUUCUCCAACCUGGUGCAGCUGGUCUCUCACUUCCUGCAGAAGAAGUGCCUCUCGCUCUCCAUUCUCAAAGUGAUAGAGUUUGGGGAGCUGGAUAAAGCCACGGUGCGAUUCCUGCGUCAGCUGCUCACCAAACUGCUCAAAGAAAUGGAGCCUGAGGAGCUAGUCAGCGUAUUUGGAAGGAUCUCAGGAAUUCCCAAACUAGGAAUGCUGCGGGAGGGCUUGAAGCUUUUUAUCAGCCACUUCCUGCUGAAGAGCAUCAGGAACCAAGGAGCAGCUGAGCAAGCAGAGGAGCUGACGGAGAGAGCGAAGGUCGCAUCCAGGGCCAUGGAGGCCAAGGAGGUCAAGCUCAAACUGUAACACACACACACACAUCCUUACAGACACUCUGACACACACACACACACACACACACCAGAAACUCCAGGAGCACGACUGUGGAACAGAAGAAGGACUUGUGUGUCGUUUCUAGUAGUUAGUCUAGUUACACUCUUCCUCAAAAUAAAACCUAUUACACACACUCACACACUCACACACACACACACACACACACACACACACACACACACACACACACACACACACACACACACAAAACUCCAGGAGCACGACUGUGGAACAGAAGAAGGACUUGUGUCGUUUCCUUGUAGUUAGUCGAGUUACUCUUACUCAAAACAAAACCUCUUACACUUACACUCACACACACACACACACAGACACACACACACACACAUACACACACACACACACACACAUACACACACACACACACACACUGACACACACACACACACACAUACACACACACACACACACACACACACCAGCAGACGUUUGGACACGCCUGUGGAACAGAAGAAGGACUUGUGUGUCGUUUCCUUGUACAUAAUUCUAACCAUUAAUUAAAAUGUGGGCUUUAGAGACACGCCAGUCCUCACCCAUUUUAUCUGAACAUGUUGCCUCUUGAUUCAGAUUUAUUAUCCUGCAAUAAAUCGCUAUGUUUAAUGACAAUUUGAAA
Molecule: messenger RNA, 3317 nt
Organism: Trematomus bernacchii (emerald rockcod)
Lineage: Eukaryota; Metazoa; Chordata; Actinopteri; Perciformes; Nototheniidae
Gene: nom1
Product: nucleolar protein with MIF4G domain 1
Exons: 11
Coding region: 167-2659 (830 amino acids)
Biological process (GO): ribosomal small subunit biogenesis
Cellular component (GO): nucleolus
Molecular function (GO): RNA binding; protein binding
Source: RefSeq, a predicted model, not a curated record